Messenger RNA from Pterocles gutturalis (yellow-throated sandgrouse), 609 nucleotides. RefSeq names its product doublecortin domain containing 2B (gene DCDC2B). Lineage: Eukaryota; Metazoa; Chordata; Aves; Pterocliformes; Pteroclidae. The record is from RefSeq and is a predicted model, not a curated record. The coding region runs from base 1 to 609 and encodes 202 amino acids. The transcript has 4 exons. Gene Ontology annotation, biological process: intracellular signal transduction. Gene Ontology annotation, cellular component: microtubule organizing center; microtubule.
AUGAGCUCCCGCGGCUUAGUGCUGGCACCUCCAGCCAGGACCGUGGUGGUGUAUCGCAACGGUGACCCCUUCUUCCCCGGGAGGAAGUUUGUGGUCAGCCAGCGGCGGUUCCUGACCUUGGAGGCGUUUCUGAACGAGGUGACCAGGAGCAUCCGCGCACCCUUGGCUGUGAGGAGCCUCUACACGCCCAGGCACGGCCACCGCGUCGCUGCGCUGGGGGACCUGCAGGACGGGGGCCAGUACGUGGCUGCAGGCUUUGAAAAGUUCAAAAAGCUCGAUGUUUUCCGGAAUGGGGACCUGCUGAGCCCUCCUUUCCCACUGCCGCUCUCCGAGGGCACCUCACUGCAGUGGGACGCACUCCUGGACACGCUGACACGGAAAGCCGACCUGCACAGCGGAGCUGUUAGCAAGCUCUGCAGGCUGGAUGGAACCCAGGUGUCUGGAGGAGAGGAGCUGGUGCAUGGCGGUUACUAUGUGGCAGUGGGAAAGGAGGAGUACAAAAAACUGCCUUACUCUGAGCUGCUGGUGCCCUGGGGUUCUGCAGGCAGGACGCUGAGAUCACAGUGCUACACAGUCAUGUUUGAGGGUCCCAGCUCCUCUCUGCAGUAG